Molecule: messenger RNA, 1398 nt
Organism: Leptosia nina
Lineage: Eukaryota; Metazoa; Arthropoda; Insecta; Lepidoptera; Pieridae
Source: the annotation of a GenBank genome assembly
AUGGCGGAUGUACAGAGCAAUGAGCGUAAAAUUAAACUAACUAAAAACGGUAAAGUUGUGAAAAGACGCCUGAGAAAUCCCGAAGAAUGGCACAAACAAAAGCAGAAGCGUUUAAGAAUAGCAGGUCUAGAAUAUAUAAAUGCAAACGGCAAAGUUGUGCCACCAAAACAGCCUGGGCCAGAUUGUAAUUGUCGUAGACAAUGUUUUCAAAAAGUACCAGAAGAUGUUCGUAGAAAAACAUUUCAAGGUUUUUACUCAAUGAAAACCCACGAUGAACAAAACGCUUACUUAUUUGGGCUAAUGCGACAAGUGGAUGUAAAACGAAAAAGAGUAAAGUCUAGUAGUAGGAGAACAUGCACUUUUGAAUACUACAUACGAGUCAGAGGAAAAGAAACCCAAGUGUGUCAAACUGCUUUCAAAAAUAUACAUGCUAUAACUGAGAGGAAAGUUAGAGUUCUAUGUAAGAAAAUGGACGAUGGUAUCAUGUUUCCUAGUGAUAAUAGGGGAAAGAAUAGCCAUAGACGUUCAGGUGAAGUAAGACUUCCUACGGGAAUAGUAGAUCAAAUAAAAAAUCAUAUUUAUUCAAUUGUCCAUACUCAUAGACUUAAGGACUUUAUAAGACUUGAUAAAAUUGCUGGUCUGGAGAUAAACAUCUCUAAAAUGUGGAAAGACUAUAUAAAGACAUACGAUCCAGAUAAUAUAACAGCUACUAUGCCAAAAUCUAAAAGAAAUUUGGAAAUAGUUCCUAACAAAAAUGAAACGCCUCAACCUAUUGCCCCAGCCCCAAUACAACAAGAGACUUAUACUUCUUUGGCUUACCCUGGCAACGGCCAUUUAGUGAAUUUAGCAGAAAAUUACUUUGAUGGCAAUCAGUACCAACAGCAGUUGACUGCAGCACCAACACCUACAAACUUUUAUCCUGCCCAAAGUGGACAGCAUCCACAAGGCAUGGGUAUUAUACUGCAGUCGGUUAACCGGCCACCGCAACCGACUGCAUUUAUUUUACUACAAACAAAACCAGAACCCUCCCAUGAUAAACUUGCCCUAACAAACAAUUCAUACAAUGAUCCUAUAAGUAUAGAAAUGUCUCAAACUCCAGUUAAGUCUAAAAAACAGAAAAAAGAGCGAAAGAAAGGCCCCGUAGUAAAACAGUGGAGGUACAGCAAUAUUUUUCAUGAUGAAAUUAAUGGAGCAGCAUUGGCAGCAAUCAAAACGAGGCUGGGUAUGUACUAUGCAGAAAGUGAUGCUGCUAGAAAAAAAGCAAAACAAUCGACAAGCCCUCGGGCACAAGAAACUGUACAGACACAAACUGAACUGACUGUGAAGGCAGAUCAAGCUACAAUGUUAAGACCUCAGCACCAACUUAGAGCCACCCAUACGUUAACUAUAUUUACAUAA